AUGGAGGCCCUCUCCCCGCGCACGACAAACCAGAUGAUCAAACCAAAGCUGGCUAUGGAUCGUAAAGCGUUCGAUAAAAAUGCUGUGCUCCCGAGCAACAAGCAAAAGCCUGCAACUUCCAAAAGCUACGCCGAUCCGCCGCCGUCAAUAGUCUCAGAGCCGGAAGAUGGCGGGGAGCGAUACUCAAUUGGCGCGUUCUUGGGGAAAGGCGGGUUUGCUGUUUGUUAUGAGGGUUCAUUGGCUCGCAAUGGCCGAGUGUACGCCAUGAAGGUCGUCAAGUCAGCGAUGCCCCAAAAAAAGAUGGAGGAGAAGUUUCGAACCGAACUCCAGAUCCACUCUAAAAUGCGUCAUCCUUUUAUCGUCCAGUUCUACCGCGCCUUCGCUUUCGAAUCCAGCACCUAUGUCGUCCUGGAGCUAUGUCCAAAUGGGUCGGUGAUGGAUAUGUUUCGCAAACGACGCUGUCUCAGCUUGCCAGAAGUGCGCCGGUAUAUGAUCCAGCUUUGCGCAGCGGUGAAAUACCUACACAAACGUUUCGUCGCUCAUCGUGACCUGAAGAUGGGGAAUCUCUUCCUCGAUCACAAUAUGAACAUUAAGGUUGGGGAUUUUGGUCUGGCCGCUAUGAUUUUGUCCGAUAAGGAUGCCAAGCGACGGAAUACGCUAUGCGGCACACCCAACUACAUCGCCCCCGAAGUUUUGGACAAGAGCAAAGGUGGCCAUACACAGAAAGUGGACAUUUGGUCCGUGGGUGUGAUUUGCUUUGCCAUGCUCGCCGGAUACUUACCCUUUCAAUCGAAAACGCAAGAUGAGGUUUACAAGAAAGUUCAGAACUUGAAUUAUGUCUGGCCCAAAGAAUCAGACUCCGGCAACUACAUCCCCGAGGAAGCAAAAGACCUAGUAGGUCGUUGUCUGAACCUAGUGGAUGAGGAGCGACCUGACCCAGACGACAUUGUUGAGCACCCAUUCUUCAACAUGUACGAUGGGUGCAUUCCUCGUCAACUGGACCCCUCAUGUCGAUUCAACAAGCCACUGUGGCUCAAGGAUGCCUCACCUCAAGGUGACUCUGUGGUAAGUGGAUACGGCUUAGAUUCGGAUGAGAAGCUCCGAGCCUAUGUAUACCAGGUGGACGACCCCGCCCAGCGAUAUCAUUCAUGCAAAGCCGCCUUCUACUCACUGUGCGGCGUGGGACGCAAGCCUGACGGAACGGCUCGGAAAUCUGUCGGGAGAAACUGCUCCAAGUCGGCCUUUUCUGAGUGUGAUGUGGAGGAUUCCAGAGGUCUACGACCCGUAAUACCCUUGUCACCGGAUUAUGUUUACCGAUGGCCCCAUGAUCUCGAAGGAGACUGGUGCCUGGAGAGUUCCCGAAAGGUAAUCCGUAGUGAGGAGUCCAUGCUUAACAGCAGCACCAUGUCCCAGCGCAGUGCUUCCAUUCGUCCCAACCCUAUGGCAGCAUCACGGACCAACGCCGCCCUUGCCGCUGCUCAACAGCGCCGAAUGGAAGGACAGAGCCAUGCCGCAACGCUACGCCAGCAAGCUCGAGUACCCCCUGUCUCUCCCCGGAGGGCUCCUGGAAUCAGCGAUCCCGCUGUUCUACCCUCCAGGCCAUAUCGAGAUAUUCCACAAGUCGAGCCAAAACCUUCCGCCGCGGACGUAGCAACUGGAGGCCUGGCAGAACGUCCUAUCAGGACAAGAAGGAUGGUAUCUGCAUCCCAGGCAACAACACUGCGUAGCAAGGACAAGGAUACUGCCCCACAAUUAGCCAAGUCCACAAGCAUGCCGUCAGGUUUGACUGUAGGCAAAACACGCUCUCAGUCUCGCAGAUUGGCAGCCGCUGACCAGGAGUUGAUGCAGCCUUCUAUUCAGACCAAACGGCAACCAUUCGCUAGGCCGGAGGAGCGAGAAGUGAUCACCCGCCAGACAUCCUUACGGUCUAUAUCCAGAGCAGACCUCAACGCGAGCGAGGGAAGAGGCGAAAGACGGAGAGAUAGCCCCAUCGAAGAAUCCGCUCGAUCUUCACUGGCACAGUUGAAGUCUUCCGCCGAAUCUAAUGGACUUGGUCGAUCAGACUCUAAUGGUUUCGCUCGCUCUAACAGCAAGACGGCUGGUGGCAGGGCACGCUCUAGUUUGGGGCUCAGUCCUCUAUUCCACACAGAAGAUACCUGCAAGCUGCUACCCAGGACUUCGUUGACCGAAGUCAACACUGACUUGCGUCUCAUGCUGACCAACCUGGUCAACCAUGCACCAACUAGGCGCAGAGGGGGAGCACGAAAACAGCCUCAUGCCUAUGUCAUCAAAUGGGUCGACUACACCAACCGUUAUGGUAUUGGGUAUGUUCUGGAUGAUGGCAGUGUUGGGUGUGUUUUCAAGGGAGAAAAUGGGCAGCCGGCGACGAGUGUCGUGGUUCGAGAUGGCGAGAGACACAUCCGUCGAAAGGCGCGUAGCGUCGCGGAUGGCAAACAACAACCGAUCUACUACUCCGAGGCUGAUCAAUUAGUUCCUCGCACUGGAAACCCAGUUGAGUUCUAUGAGAACCGCGACGAUGACUUGCUAGGAUGCCGCGGCAUCAGACGAGCACUGAUCCCGCCCUCACUCUUCGAUGUCAAAGGCUCAAAGGCAAUGAGAAUUCGCUCCAACACAGGAACUGAGCUCGAACGAGCCGAUGCGGAGAAAAUAAAGCGGAUGAAGCUUGUGGAUCAGUUCGGUAAAUACAUGAUCGGAGCCCUUGGUCGACAUGGCGACGAAGGCAUCAUGGACGAAGACCUGCCUGAACACAACAGUGCCCAGUUUGUCAAGUUCUAUCAGCGCUUGGGUAAUGUUGGAAUCUGGGGUUUCGGAGACGGAGCCUUCCAGUUUAACUUCCCCGACCACACAAAGCUAGUGAUCUCGCCCGGCCGCACCCGUAGCUCAUCCCCCUGGAUCGACUUCUACCAUCUCUCGUCCUCCGCCGCUCGAUUCUUCGCCGCAAAAGGCAAGAUGCACCCAGCAGGAUUCGACACUCGGGCCGUGGCCUCCGACGAGGCUGCCACGUUUCUCAGCAUCGCGAACGGAGAUUCUAUCAAUUCGACCGAAGACCGUAUCCGGGAUAUCCUUGAUGCGAACGCUUUCAUUCAGAAAAUCGCCUUCAUCAAAGAUACCCUCAGAGUUUGGAUUAAGUUCGGGCGACUUGGUGGUCGUCCGCCCUCGAUUGACUCCUCUUCUGCUGAUGAAUCCAUGCCCGACGAAGCGUUCUGGCAAGGAACGCAGGAGCGUUCGCAACCCAAUAGCCCUGGCACGAAGUUUGUCUGGGUGACUGUCGGGGCACCAGAUGGCGAUGGUCACUAUCGGUCCAUGAUGCUUAAAGAUAGUGACCGGGAGCCAAAGCGCGCUCCAGCUGGGAUGGAGUAUGACAAAGAAAUGGAUCUACUCAAAGACCGGUUACGUGCACUUGGUCGUUAA
This is a messenger RNA of Penicillium egyptiacum, 3432 nucleotides long. Lineage: Eukaryota; Fungi; Ascomycota; Eurotiomycetes; Eurotiales; Aspergillaceae. The record is from the annotation of a GenBank genome assembly.